Molecule: messenger RNA, 460 nt
Organism: Ascoidea rubescens DSM 1968
Lineage: Eukaryota; Fungi; Ascomycota; Saccharomycetes; Ascoideales; Ascoideaceae
Exons: 1
Source: RefSeq, a predicted model, not a curated record
CACACGGUGAGCGGUGGAGCCCGCUGACAUUGUCGACACUUGGGCUGUUGCUGUUCUGCUUCUUCUGCUUCCUCUGGCUCUUCUGCUGUGUAUCCUUUCUCUUUUCGUUUCCGUUCCAUCUUCUCCGGCUUUUUUCGUUUCCAGUUCAUGGGCUUUCACACUUCUCUCUCUUCUUUGAAGAGGCGAAUAUCGCAUCCCUUUUCUAGGUCUAAGCUGAAAACUAAAAAUCACAAUAACAAUACUAACAUUACUGCUACGAACAGUAAUGACAACAAAAUUAACAAUAAAAGUAUAAGUCUUGACGAUAUUAAUGAUAUCAAAAACAUAAUCAACAAAAACCAACUAGAUCCUCCAAUUCAUUCCAUAACUAAUUCUAAAACUAUUCCCACUUUAACUCAUAAUAAUUUUAAUGGAAAAUCUUUAAAUAAAACAAAAUCACUUAAAUCUUUCAAAUCGUUAA